AUGGCCACGUGUCCACGCUGGAUACGGGGGUUUGAGCAGGCAGGAGCAAGCACGCACGGCUACUUUCAGGCGGGUAGCUUUCAGCAUUCUGAAUCGGUCAUGCGGAUGUCUCAGCGGCUGCUGGCGGCUGGGAGCAAGCAAGGGGAGGCAAUUGCCCCUCCGGUGCUGGCUGACUCCCUGCAGCCACUCACCUCUGACCUUGCCUGCAGUGGCAACUCCAACCGGGUGGAGAAGGAGGCUGACUUCGUGGCUGGGAAAGAUCUGAGUCAGGAAACAAAGAGGCACGGCGGAGCCUGGGGGACACAACUACAAGGCCGAUAUAGCUUUAAAGACUUUGUGCUGAACCUCACUAGACAGGCAAAUGCCGGCAUCCGGUUCCAUUUCAGCAGUUCUAUAGGGUUCAUUUCCUUGGCUUCCUCGCCCUUCUGCCAGGUCCACCUAGUUGCACAAAUGCCAGAACGGUGGCGCUUUGGUGCUAGAUUGACAGCCAACUAUCUGGAAGACCACCAGAAUGCUAAAGUAGGAGGAACCUCCCUAAAAACCCCAGCAGGGCUUGAACUGCCUGCCUUUGACAAGAUGCUGCACCUCUGGCCCAGCUCCCGCCUCCUGGGAGAGACCAGCUCUGCACCUGAUUGGCUACUGAUCCAUCAAAUAGAACCCCUGCUGGCUGAUUUACCUGUUGCUUCCUCCACCGGGUUCCACACUUUGUUCCCACGCUGGAGAGAAAGAGAAGUUGGCUGCCUGGUGAACAGGAGCUUGGUUCAGUCUCUGACAUCCGGCACUUGUUUCCCCCCAAGUCCUCUUUUCUCCAAUGAUGGGUCCUUGUGGCGUGACCCCCCGCCUCUAGCCUCAGCGGAUUCCACCUGGAACGUGGCUGAAAUAGCUGAUUGGCAGAAGCAUCUGGAAGAGAAGGAGCUGAGUCCCUUGGAAGGAGACAGCACAGAAUUCCUGGAUGCAGAAGACCCCGAGCUCGAGGCUAUCAAAGCCAAGAUUCGGGAGAUGGAGAAGGAGGAUGAGAGGUUCCAAGGCCUGCAGACAGAUGCAAAGCAGUUCAUCUUUGGCCCAGAGACAGGUUUUCCUUUCACUGACCUGGCAGAAGAAAAAGUUGAAGCUGACCAGCGCUCCGUCUAUGUGGGAAACGUGGAUUAUGGCGGAACAGCAGAAGAGCUGGAGUCCCAUUUCAACAGUUGUGGGGAGAUCAACCGAGUCACCAUCCUCUGUGAUAAGUUCUCCGGACACCCCAAAGGGUAUGCCUACAUUGAAUUUGCUCACGAGAGCUCUGUGCAGGCCGCUGUGGAGCUACAUGAGAGCCAUUUUCGAGGGAGAGUCAUCAAGGUGCUUCCCAAAAGGACUAACAUGCCUGGUAUCAGCACCACUGACCGUGGAGGUUCCCGGGGCCGUUUCCACAGCCGAGGGGGCCUGCCCCAGCGGCCUGGAUUCUGCAGAGGACCACGUUCAAGGCCACAUGGAAGAGUGUACAGGGGCCGCGGAAGGAUAGCCAAUUGGUACGCACCUUACUAGGUGGCAGGACAAGGUGAUCCAGGAGCUGCUAUAGGACAGAACUUGCAAGGGACGGAUGCAGCAACAACCUGGGAAUGGACCUAAGCCAAAGACUAUAUUUUAAUUCAUUGUUGGAAAAGAUCUGUGGUGCACUUGGGAGGGCUGAUCUACAAAAGAAAGAGGAUCGCUGCUCCUUGCGUUGCCACA
Messenger RNA from Sphaerodactylus townsendi, 1707 nucleotides. RefSeq names its product PABPN1 like, cytoplasmic (gene PABPN1L). Bases 1 to 1521 code for a protein of 506 amino acids. The transcript is spliced from 12 exons. The record is from RefSeq and is a predicted model, not a curated record. Lineage: Eukaryota; Metazoa; Chordata; Lepidosauria; Squamata; Sphaerodactylidae. Gene Ontology annotation, molecular function: RNA binding.